CGGAGCUCGAAACUGACUGGGAACUCCGGCGACGCAGCGACUUGCCAAGUUCGCCCAGGGAGCUUUUUCUUUGUAGGAGGAGAGAAGAGAAGGGGUGCAAGCGCCCCCGCUUUGGCGCUGUCUUCCUCUCCUCCUCUCCUCUUCGCCUUACCCUCCAACCCCCAUCUCGGAGCGGGCAGCUGCGGACUGGCCACUCCGUGACUGCCCUGGUGCUCGCCACCGCCGCAGCCGGGAGACGCGCCAGCCUCCCCCGCGGGAGCCGCUCGCUCCGCGUCCGGGCAUCCGAAGGGAGAGGAGCCUGCGCCUCGAGUCCCCGAGCCGCCUCGGCUUCUCGCCUUUGCCGGCCACCCGCCCCCGGCUCCGGGCCCGCGUAUGAAUCUCCUGGACCCCUUCAUGAAGAUGACCGACGAGCAGGAGAAGGGCCUGUCCGGCGCCCCCAGCCCCACCAUGUCCGAGGACUCGGCGGGCUCGCCCUGCCCGUCGGGCUCCGGCUCCGACACCGAGAACACCCGGCCCCAGGAGAACACGUUCCCCAAGGGGGAGCCGGACCUCAAGAAGGAGAGCGAAGAGGACAAGUUUCCCGUGUGCAUCCGCGAGGCCGUCAGCCAGGUGCUCAAGGGCUACGACUGGACGCUCGUGCCCAUGCCGGUGCGCGUCAACGGCUCCAGCAAGAACAAGCCGCAUGUCAAGCGGCCCAUGAAUGCCUUCAUGGUGUGGGCGCAGGCGGCGCGCAGGAAGCUCGCCGACCAGUACCCGCACCUGCACAACGCCGAACUCAGCAAGACGCUGGGCAAGCUCUGGAGACUGCUGAAUGAGAGCGAGAAGCGGCCCUUCGUGGAGGAGGCGGAGCGGCUGCGCGUGCAGCACAAGAAAGACCACCCGGAUUACAAGUACCAACCGAGGCGGAGGAAGUCGGUCAAGAACGGGCAGGCAGAGGCCGAGGAGGCCACGGAGCAGACGCACAUCUCGCCCAACGCUAUCUUCAAAGCGCUGCAGGCGGACUCGCCGCACUCCUCCUCCGGCAUGAGCGAGGUGCACUCGCCCGGCGAGCACUCUGGGCAAUCCCAGGGCCCACCGACCCCACCCACCACGCCCAAAACCGACGUGCAGCCAGGCAAAGCUGAUCUGAAGCGAGAGGGGCGCCCUCUGCCCGAGGGGGGCAGGCAGCCUCCCAUCGAUUUCCGCGACGUGGACAUCGGCGAGCUGAGCAGCGACGUCAUCUCCAACAUCGAGACCUUCGACGUCAACGAGUUCGACCAAUACCUGCCGCCCAACGGGCACCCGGGGGUGCCGGCCACCCACGGCCAGGUCACCUACACCGGCAGCUACGGCAUCAGCAGCAGCGCCGCGGCGACUCCGGGCGCGGGCGCGGGCCACGUGUGGAUGUCCAAGCAGCAGGCGCCCCCGCCGCCGCCCCCACAGCAGGCGCCCCCGCAGCCGCAGCAGCCGCAGCAGGCGCCCCCGCAGCCUCAGCAGGGGCCCCCGCCCGCGCAGGCGGCGCCCCCGCAACCGCAGCCCACGCACACGCUGACCACGCUGAGCAGCGAGCCGGGCCAGGCGCAGAGAACGCACAUCAAGACGGAGCAGCUGAGCCCCAGCCACUACAGCGAGCCGCAGCACUCGCCGCAGCAGAUCGCCUACAGCCCCUUCAACCUCCCGCACUACAGCCCCUCGUACCCGCCCAUCACGCGCUCGCAGUUCGACUACACAGACCACCAGAACUCGGGCUCCUACUACAGCCACGCGGCGGGCCAGGGCUCCAGCCUCUUCUCCACCUUCACCUACAUGAGCCCCGCGCAGCGCCCCAUGUACACCCCCAUCGCCGACACCUCCGGGGUGCCGUCCAUCCCGCAGACGCACAGCCCGCAGCACUGGGAGCAGCCCGUGUACACACAACUCACCAGGCCUUGAAGAGGCCCCCGUGCGCAAGGCGAUCCCCCAAGGAACCGAAGAAAGAAACAACCCCAUCAGAGUUCCCUUGGACCUUGGUCCUUCUCUUUCUCUCUGUCCUCUCUGUCUGUCUCUCGUUCCUUAAAGACGUUGAAACGGAAGGUGACUGGUAUCCACGUUCCAAGAAACACUUAACUUGUCCAGUGGCCAGGCCGCCCUCUGCAACUCUCCCCACGGGGAAGGAGGGAGCGUGGGGAGGCAGGCAGGUUGGUCCCGCCGAGUGAACGAGAGUGGAUUUGCGCAGCUUUCUGAGCAAGCGAGAAGUGGGGUGGAGAGCGUGUUG
Messenger RNA from Ochotona princeps (American pika), 2233 nucleotides. It is a transcript of the gene SOX9, whose product is annotated as SRY-box transcription factor 9. Lineage: Eukaryota; Metazoa; Chordata; Mammalia; Lagomorpha; Ochotonidae. Bases 373 to 1911 code for a protein of 512 amino acids. Gene Ontology annotation, molecular function: DNA-binding transcription factor activity, RNA polymerase II-specific; RNA polymerase II cis-regulatory region sequence-specific DNA binding. Gene Ontology annotation, biological process: heart development; morphogenesis of an epithelium; chondrocyte differentiation. Gene Ontology annotation, cellular component: nucleus. The transcript has 3 exons. The record is from RefSeq and is a predicted model, not a curated record.